Molecule: messenger RNA, 1058 nt
Organism: Mya arenaria
Lineage: Eukaryota; Metazoa; Mollusca; Bivalvia; Myida; Myidae
Exons: 3
Coding region: 9-539 (176 amino acids)
Source: RefSeq, a predicted model, not a curated record
GCAGGGAAAUGGAAGUUGUCCUUCAGAAAAUGCCUAGCAGACCUACACUUGACAACGCCGUUUGCAUUGUAAGUUUUGAUGCAAGCUACUCGGAUGAGUACAAGCAAAUAAUCAACGAGACUCUCGGACAAUUUGGAGGAAUUUCUCUCCGAACUCAUGUCAUCAGAAAGCACGCGGAUACUACCGAACUUCCCAAUUGCAGAAUGUACAUAAUGUGUGUUGAGUUCACAAAAAGGCACGUGAUAAUAGAAGAACAAGGUUUGGGACUUGGCGAUCUGAAUCUCACUUUAUAUCGGGGUGUUAGAAACCUAGGAGGGGCUUUGGUGAUAUUGUACGUACAUGACCCCGGCUCGAGGAACCUAACUGACGACCAGCUAUACAGUGAUGGUAUUUAUUGUGUGAAGAAACAACCGGAACUGAAGGAAUUAUGUGAAAUAGAUCGGUUCAUAAGUGCACACAAAACAUUAAACACAGCACAAAAGAAGGCUCUGGAAACUGCUAUAAGUAAUGUGCUAAACAUACAGGCUGAGAGGUACUAAUUGAUGUAUAAACAUUGUAAUAUCUCCUGUGCCAUCUGGUUUCUCGAAUGCCAUUGACAUUUAUGUAUUUUUAGAAGUGACUUUUGAAUGAUUGUGCAUUGUGAGUUUAAUGUUAAGCUUUGAUUGCGGUUUAAAGUAAAUUCAAUUUUAUCUCAUAGUCUGAAAGCGUAUAAAAUUAAUUUCAAGAAAACUUCUGUAAUAUAAUUUCCUUUAGGCAAGACUAUUGAAAACGGGGAAUUGAAACAAAUUAAUGAUUUGUUAAAAAUGUAACAUAUUCGUUGGAGUACUCUACUUUUACAUUUUUCUAUGUACUUAAAAAAGUACGUGAUAUUUAUUUUUGCGUUCUUGUCUACAUUAUCUUCAUAGACCGCCUGGCGAAUUUUGAAGUUGUCUGACAAAACACCCUCAGCAUAACGUGUAUUGCGUAGUAGAGUCAUUCAUGCCAAUAGUAAAAAUAAUCAUAUGAAUUAUAAAACUUAUUUUACUUCUCAAGACAAUACAUUAGACAAGUAUUAUAUU